UCAUGGGUUGCCAGGGAGAGAGCAAGAUGGCGGGAGGGGGAUGACAUGGACACGGAUGAGUCAGACACGUAAUACUCUCACAUUAGUGACAUGUGCAGCAGGUCCGAGUAACUUUGGAUGAAAUAAGGACAGCGAUGGCCUUGUUGUACAGCGUCUUAUGGCGGCUGCUGCUGUUCGUGCUUCACAGCAACAGAGCGCUGCUCUCCUGGCUGCGUGUGGCGCUUCGGAGCUGCAAUGGCCGGCUGUGGGAGCGUGCUGUGGCCGCGCUGCUCCUGCCCAUGUCCCUAGUGGGCUUCCACGACCGGCGGAGGAAAUGUAAUCACAACCCCGAUGCGAAUGGCACUCUGGUAGCCGGAAACUGUGCUCGCGGCCGACGACACCGGUGGCUGACCGACGGCAGAGCUUUGGACAAGUUGCCGGUGCACAUCGGCCUCUUGGUAGCCGAAGAAGAGCACAGCUACACGGACAUUGGCAACAUGGUGGUGUGGUGCAUGGCGAUUGGAAUAUCCUAUGUCAGCAUCUAUGACAAUCACGGGAUUUUCCGGAAGGACAACUCGAGGCUGCUGGAGGUGAUACUGAGACAACAGAAGGAUCUGCUAGGUGUGGAAGGAUCCAAAUACAAUGUGGAAUUCCUCAGUGAUUGUGCUGAUGAACACCAAAAUCACGUGUUGUCAUGCAAGCCCACAGUGAAGGUGUUGUCUCCAGAAGAUGGCAAGCAGAGUAUCGUUCACGCAGCACAGCAACUCUGUCGCUCUGUGGAGAACAAAGAGAGAAGCUUCAAAGACAUUAGUGUCUCCAUGCUGGACACAAUGCUAAGAGAGGCAAAUAAUAUUCCAGAUCCUGAGCUGGUGGUCAAGUUUGGUCCAGUAGAUAGCACUCUGGGUUUCCUCCCCUGGCACAUCAGACUCACUGAAUUCAUCUCGCUGCCGUCACACAGAAACAUCUCAUAUGAGGACUUACUGUGCGCCUUGCAGCGCUUUGGCCAAUGUCAGCAGAGGCUGGGCCAGUGAUGUGUCCUCACUAAAGACCAGUUGACACUCAGGACGUCACUGACGUCCCACACUGGAAGCGCCUCCAAGACAGUGAACAAGACUGGAGUCGAAGCCAGAUGGCUCACUUCCUGUCACCAGCUCAUGUACUACGAUGGCGGGACGUGCGGAGAGGAAAGAGGCCUCACUGACACGACGAUGAGAGGACCGUCUGUCCUCUACCACCAUCUCUACAACUGUUGCCAUUCAACUUCCAGCUGCUGUUUUGUCACUUGAUGCAGCACGGGGAGAAGAAAGCUGGCUUUGUGUCCCUGCUCAAAUGCAAAAUUCCAACAAGGACAUUGAAAAGAUGACAGGAAGUGGACCCGAGGGUCAGAAUGAUUGUAAAUAUGUCUUCAAUUUCUUUCUUCACGUACUUUUUAUUUAAGGCUCCAGCUUGGCUGACCUUCCUUAAUAAAGAAAUGCACUAUUUGUGCUCCAUGCA
Messenger RNA from Nerophis lumbriciformis (worm pipefish), 1473 nucleotides. It is a transcript of the gene nus1, whose product is annotated as NUS1 dehydrodolichyl diphosphate synthase subunit. Gene Ontology annotation, cellular component: endoplasmic reticulum membrane; dehydrodolichyl diphosphate synthase complex. NCBI's taxonomy places the organism in Eukaryota, Metazoa, Chordata, Actinopteri, Syngnathiformes, Syngnathidae. The record is from RefSeq and is a predicted model, not a curated record. Gene Ontology annotation, molecular function: ditrans,polycis-polyprenyl diphosphate synthase [(2E,6E)-farnesyl diphosphate specific] activity.